Oppiella nova is the source of this 1887-nucleotide messenger RNA. NCBI's taxonomy places the organism in Eukaryota, Metazoa, Arthropoda, Arachnida, Sarcoptiformes, Oppiidae. The record is from the annotation of a GenBank genome assembly.
AUGUGCAAACUAUUGGUCGCAGAAUAUUCUCUAUUAUAUAAUAUUCUGUUAAUACUACUCAUUAUAUUCACGAAUAUUCACGCAAUUCAUGGCAUUAAACAUAAAAAAGCAAAAAACGAUGAGCAGUGUGAGGCUAGCCUUACGGGCCGGUAUGUCAGCCAAAACGCCUACCACUUGGGUGAGGGUCCCUUUUGGGACGACCGAACACAGAGCCUGUUCCACGUCGAUGUGUUCUACGGGGAUGUCCUGCAGUUGAAUGUGAGCACCGGUAGGUCGCAGCGAUUCAAUGUUGGCAACUAUGUAUCAAUCGUGAUACCGGUGCUCAACGCCCCGAACAAACUAGUGGUCAGUAAACGUAAUUACCUCAUCGAAGUGGACUGGGAGGCUAAGAGCUACCGGCGCUUAACCACCAAUGAUAUAGGGGUCGAAAAGUUUAACGAUGGUAAGGUGGAUGCUCUAGGUCGCUUAUGGAUAAACAGCCUGGUCAGUCUGGAUUACUACACUAAUGAUGCGUCGGUCAAAGAUGCCGGUGCCCUGUAUAGGCUCGACGGGUUUGAGUUGACCAAAAUGGACGGGUAUUAUACCUUACCUAAUGGUAUGGCAUGGAAUGGUAAUAAUACAAAGUUCUAUGUGGCCGACACCGUGGAAAGGGUGAUCUAUGUCUACGAUUAUGAUUUAGAUGCCGGUGCUAUUGAUAACAGGGAAAUAUUUUUCAAUUUUAAUACGUACCCUGGUAUAAACCCAUGGGAAGUGCCCGAUGGCAUGGCUAUGGACAGCCAGGAUAAUCUAUGGAUUACCUCGCUAUUUGGCGCACGUAUAUUCCACGUCGAUACGGACACCGGUCACGUGCUAAGAUGGAUAGAUACCCUGGUCAACCAGACCACAUCGGUAGCAUUUGGUGGUCCCCAUUAUAACCAGUUGUUUGUGACUAAUGGGAACCGGGAUCUCAUCACAUAUAAGGCCAAACAACUACAGCCCACUAUCGGUGAAGUGUUGGGAUUUACGGCAGAGUUUAUAUGCGGUCGACCCGCUUAUAAAGUACGGCUACCUUACUAUAACCAGGGUGGACAUAAUAAUGUGGACGAGCACGAUGAUAAUGAUGAUUAUGACAAACAUUAUUCAUACGACUUGCGUUACCCUGAUAAAUGUCACGACAACCUGGAGGGCCGGCACGUCAGCCAUACGGCCUACCACUUGGGUGAGGGUUCCUUUUGGGAUGACCUAACACAGACAUUAUUCCACGUGGACAUGUUUUACGGCGAUGUUAUCCAGCUCAAUGUAAGCACCGGUGAGUCGCAAAUAUUGAACGUGGGUAAUUUCGCAUCUAUUGUGAUACCGGUGCUCUACGCGCCCAACAAACUGGUGGUCAGUAGGCGUAACCACCUAAUCGAGGUGGACUGGGAGUUCAAAAGCUACCGGCGCUUAACUAGUAAUGAUAUCGGGGUUGAAAAGUUUAACGAUGGUAAGGUAGAUGCGCUUGGUAGGUUGUGGAUCGGUAGCCUGGUCAGUUUGGAUUAUUAUACGGAUGACGUGCCCGUGCCAGAUGCUGGUGCUCUGUAUAGGUUAGAUGGUGAUAGGCUAACUAAAAUGGACGACCAUUUUUGGUUGCCUAAUGGACAAAUAUUAUGCUCGAUUGAUACCUUGGACAAUGCAACCACCUCGGUAGCAUUUGGGGGUCCGGACUAUACCGAGUUGUUUGUGACAAAUGGGAACCGGUAUCUCAACUCAUACUUUGAUAAACAACUGCAGCCAACUGUAGGCGAAGUUUUGGCGUUUAAGGCACCGGAUAUAAGGGGUCGACCCGCUAAUAGAGUACGGCUGCCAUAUUAUGACCAGGAUCAGUUGGAAAGUGAACAUGUUGAAUUUAAUAAGCGUAAACAUGGAUAA